GUAACGUUAACAUUUGGUUGGAAAAUUGGCACCCGCCCUAACACCGCAAGACUUGGGCUACCCUAUGCUCAAUAGCGGACAUCUAACCUCUCAUGACACCGACGAAGAUAUGAGAGUGAAAGCGCUGAUCCUUUAUAGUGACUAUGGACAUCAUUGGGUAUAUCUUUCAUAGGAGGUUGCGCCUGGUGCUUUGGGUGCAUAGGCGCGGGCGACGUAGAGCGCUGUAUUUGAAUGAAUUAUUAAGCGUUCGUUUAUGCGCUACGCAGGGCGAGGUACACCCAGCGAUAUCGCCACCACGGUCACCACCAACCUUUCCUUUUCUUCGUGCAUCGACCUGCCAGACAUACGACACAGCGCUCGCACCAGCCACACAUUCAGCGAGCGCACGCGUGCAUCAACCGCGAUCAUGGCACCCUCCCUAGAGGAGCCAGAGCCGGUGGACGACGUGCUCGCCAAUCCACUCAAGCAGAAGCCGCAACUGGUGGCUCCCGAGCCGGAACACUGUCCGGGACCGGAGUCGCAACAGGCCGGCACGGCCGACUCGUGCGCUGGCUGCCCGAACCAGGCCAUAUGCGCAUCUGCACCAAAAGGGCCUGACCCGGACAUUCCGGUAAUAUCAGCGCGGCUUGCCGAUGUGAGGCACAAGAUAUUGGUGCUGAGCGGCAAGGGCGGCGUAGGGAAGAGCACCUUCACGUCACUCUUGGCCCACGCAUUUGCAACAAAUCCCGACAGUACCGUUGGUAUCAUGGACACGGACAUAUGCGGGCCCAGCAUACCCAAGAUGAUGGGCGUCGAGGAUGAGACGAUCCACGUGAGCGGAUCGGGCUGGUCGCCCGUCUGGGUCAUGGACAACUUGGGCGUCAUGAGUAUCCAAUUCAUGCUCCCGAACCGCGACGAUGCCGUUAUAUGGCGCGGGCCAAAGAAGAAUGGUCUCAUCAAGCAAUUUCUCAAGGACGUUGAAUGGGGCGACAUGGACUUCCUGCUCGUGGACACACCGCCUGGCACCAGUGAUGAGCAUCUCAGUGUCAACUCUUUCCUCAAGGAAAGCGGCAUUGAUGGUGCCGUGGUAGUAACGACGCCACAGGAGGUUUCAUUAUUGGAUGUACGCAAGGAGAUCGACUUUUGCCGAAAAGCUGGCAUCCGGGUGCUGGGUCUUGCCGAAAAUAUGAGCGGCUUUGUGUGCCCGUCGUGUAAAGGCGAGAGUCAGAUAUUCCGGCCAAGCACCGGUGGCGGUCGCGCGUUGGCAGAGGAGAUGGGAGUGCCGUUCCUUGGCGCCGUGCCGUUGGACCCGCGCAUCCGGAUGGCAUGCGACUACGGGGAGAGCUACUUCGACUCGUUCCCAGACAGCCCAGCCUGCCUAGCGUUCAAGGAGGUCGUUAAGGGGGUGGCUGACCAGCUGGGGCUGAAUACCCAAGACGUGUUGCCAGACGAAUGAAGAUAGCAUAGACAUGAUUUACGCCACGAUACCUUUCCCUUACUCCCAACCCCGUUCCUGCGUAGGACCCCGUGGACAUGACAUCGUGCUGCGUGCUUUGCAUUAUCCGGAUCUAAGCUUCUCCGGAAUUUCCUCUAGGUCCUCUACCGACUCUAUGUCGAUGACUCGGCCGACCUCGCUCGUAUUUCGCAUCAGUUCCUUGGCACCAGCAUACAGCAUGCGCAUCUCGGCGUUGCAUGUAAUGGGCAGAUAGUAUAGCAUCACGUAUGGC
Molecule: messenger RNA, 1706 nt
Organism: Purpureocillium takamizusanense
Lineage: Eukaryota; Fungi; Ascomycota; Sordariomycetes; Hypocreales; Ophiocordycipitaceae
Gene: NBP35
Product: cytosolic Fe-S cluster assembly factor nbp35
Exons: 1
Coding region: 254-1435 (393 amino acids)
Biological process (GO): iron-sulfur cluster assembly
Cellular component (GO): cytosol
Molecular function (GO): ATP-dependent FeS chaperone activity; ATP binding; 4 iron, 4 sulfur cluster binding
Source: RefSeq, a predicted model, not a curated record